This is a messenger RNA of Xiphias gladius (swordfish), 3509 nucleotides long. RefSeq names its product asparaginase homolog (S. cerevisiae) (gene aspg). Lineage: Eukaryota; Metazoa; Chordata; Actinopteri; Istiophoriformes; Xiphiidae. The transcript has 17 exons. Gene Ontology annotation, biological process: amino acid metabolic process. Gene Ontology annotation, molecular function: asparaginase activity; protein binding. The record is from RefSeq and is a predicted model, not a curated record. Bases 360 to 2294 code for a protein of 644 amino acids.
CAUUUUCACGGCGGUACGGUUUCGAAAUGCGAGGCCACGCCCACGCCCCGACGUCAGACCUGAGCCUGUCCAUCUGCCUUUCAAGGACGGAGCGCCCACAGCCACCAACUAAGGUCCGGGAUGAGGAAGACUGACGCGCUAUUGGCUACACUCAAACAUAACAUUGAAAAUAUUAUUAAAACGAUGGUUGUGCCCACUUCGCUACGUCACUAAAUCACGAUGGCAGCUGCUUUUCUGUAUAUAAAGCCGGAGAAACAAUAUCUUGUCUCAGGCUGCUGACAGCACUUGAGGACCGCUGCUCCGAACAACCUGGACAAGCGCUUUUAAAGGGCCAGCAUCCGGCUGACUUGUAAGUCAUCAUGGCGGAUUCCAGCUCCAACGACAUGACAUCCCUUGCGCGGGCUUUGUCACAGCCGAAACUGGACUUUUCGGAAGUGAACGAUGUUUUCCACAUGCGAAGUGCUCACCCGCAGCCGUGCCGCAGGAAAAAGUUAUCGAGCUGUUCGUCGUUCGACACCGUCGAGGCGCCGACUUUACCCUCCCUCGAGGCACGAGUCCUGGUCAUCAACACCGGAGGAACCAUCGGGAUGACACUUCAUGACAACGUGCUUGCACCAAAAGCCAAUGCGUUUGUGAAGAGCCUUCGCAUGCUGCCCAUCCUCCAUGAUGAGACAUAUGCCCAGCAGACAUGCCUGUAUGACUACUAUGGAUCUGAGAACACCCUUGUCCUACCGAUUAAUAAAGACAAUAAGAGGAUAAUCUACACUGUCUUGGAGUACAGCCCUCUGCUGGACUCAUCCAAUAUGACCACAGAUGAUUGGCGUAGAAUUGGACUGGACAUUGAGACAAACUACGAAGACUAUGAUGGUUUUGUGAUCCUUCAUGGCACUGACACUAUGGCUUACACAGCUUCUGCCCUGUCCUUCAUGUGUGAACAUUUGGGCAAACCCAUCAUUCUCACCGGCGCACAGGUGCCCAUCUAUGAGAUUAGGAAUGAUGGCCGAGACAACCUGCUGGGGGCGCUGCUGAUUGCUGGACAGUUUGUCAUUCCUGAGGUGUGCCUGUAUUUCUACAACAAACUCUACAGAGGGAACCGUGUUACCAAGGUGGAUGCUGGGAGUUUCAAUGCAUUCGCCUCCCCUAACUUGGCUCCACUGGCAACUGCUGAAGUGGAUAUUACAAUCAAUUGGGAUACGGUUUGGAGGGCAAGCACCAUAACAAAGUUUCAAGUCAGCACGAAGCUGAACCGGAACGUAGGCCUGCUCAGGCUGUUCCCAGGAAUAACUGCUGCUACUGUGAGAGCUUUCCUGCAGCCGCCCAUGGAGGGCGUGGUCCUAGAGACCUACGGCAGUGGAAAUGCCCCCGAUAACCGUCCAGACCUGCUAGAGGAGCUGAAGAAGGCUACUGACUCUGGCGUCAUCAUCAUCAACUGCACCCAGUGUCUGAGAGGGACUGUGUCUACAUCUUAUGCCACUGGAAAGGUGUUGAAAGAUGCAGGGCUGAUAGCUGGUGGUGACAUGACUCCAGAGGCCGCCCUGUCAAAGCUGUCCUAUGUGUUGGCCAAGAUGGAGCUUGAUCUAGAUGCCAAGAAAAAGAUGAUGGGUCAGAACCUGCGAGGUGAAAUGAACGCUGACUUGGCAGGAGCCAAGCUGUGUCUGAGUGACAGCCAUUUCAUCCAGGUCAUUGCCAAGUCUCUGAGCAUCAGCUGCAAGGAGGAGCUGGAAGCCAUUCGUGAUGCUUUGACUCCUCCACUGGCAUGUGCUGCUUCUAAGAUUGGAGACAUAGAUGCCUUAGAAGCCCUAAAAGAAAUGGGUAGUAACUUGUGUCUGGGUGACUAUGAUGGACGUACACCCCUACAUAUUGCCGCCUGUGAGGGCCACCUAGAUCUGGUGCAGUACCUACUGGGUCAUGGAGCUACAGUCUAUGCUAAAGAUCGCUAUGGGGACACACCCCUAUGCAAUGCUGUACGCUUCAGGCACAAGGAAAUUGUGAAUCUGCUGAGAAAGACUGGAGCCCACUUCUCCAGAGACAAGUUGGAGGAAGCAGGAACAGAGCUAUGCAGCCUGGCAGCAAGCGGUGACCUGGAGGGCCUGGAAAUCUGGAGCCUUGCCGGAGCAGACCUGGAAAAACCAGGCUAUGACGGACGGACAGCAAUUCAAGUGGCCAGUGCUGCUGGCAAAAAGGAAACAGUGGCAUUUUUAGUCCAGCUCAUGAACAAUAAAUCCAAGACAGUAUUUGGGGAAAUUGAGAGCGGUGGAGCGAUCGAGUUCACCGCGACUCCGUCAGGACAGUGAGCUGACGCCAUCUGAACCGACAGGAAUCGUCCUUUUUGUGUCCUCUUCUUCCUAAGCCAUUCUCUACACGACAUCCACCGUCCUGCUGAAUUUCACAGAGUUACUCUCACUUUGAAUGUCUGCACAAAGAUUAUUUUUGCAUGUCUUUGAAAGCCAUCAGUGCUUAUAGUCUUUCCCUCCAAACCCAUGAACAGCCCAACAGUUUGUAAUCAGCGCUUUGAGUGCAGUGUCCAGAAAAGGCAACAGUAGGUGUGUUUUUGUGUGUGUCUGUGCUUGUGUGCGCGUGUGCGCGCGCGUGUGUGUGUGUGUGUUAUACAGUAGUCUCUGUAUAAGGAAACGCAUUAUCAUUCUGAAUUUUUUAAUCAAAUGCUUUUAUUACUAUGCUUGAACAACAGACUCAGUUAUUGUGACGUUCAGUCAGGGAAUAAAGGGUGAACUUCGUCCAAGCUGCUUCAACAUGGAGAGUGCUGAAACCUCCCCUUAGUUUUUGAACAGUGAAGGAUGAUUUUUUUUUUAAUAGCAAAUGAGUUGAACUCUGAAUAUUGUAGAUUACUUUUUAAAGUAGUGUCUCUUUUCAAUAGCAAUAUAUUUGUGAUAUCUGGAAGCACAGGGUACAUUCACAGAUUUUAUUUUUAUGCUUGUUUUAAUAGUGAGAUGCUGGAAAGUAUCAUGUAAAUUACAAAAAAAAAAAAAAGGUCUUUUUAUUAUCUGGAAUGUUAUCCAACUUUAGCACUUGUCCACUUGGGUGAGAUUGCCACUUCCCUCUUCUCAAACAGGUAUUACAAAAACCUGCAGUUACCUCCCAGACUCAUCCAUCCUGUUUCUUUUGCUAAUUGUCGAGCUGGAAGAGUCGCAUAUCUCACUUUGAAAUUUAAACGGGGAAAUUCAGUCUGUGAGCCUAAUAAAAACUUAAAACUGCCACUGUUUCCAUGUUCCAACAUGUAUUUUGUCUUCUAUAUUUUCUGCGCCUGUUGUCACAAACAAAUCACUUAUUGUGCUUACCAAUCCAGGUUCAUUUUUUGUCACACUCUGUAAGGCAAUUAAAUGUGACUUUAAAGAGCAAAAACACCUUAAUUACUUGAAAUGUGUCCUUCACUUUUAAAUGCUGUUAUUGAUUGUGUUCAGUACUGUUAAAGUGUUAGCAGGGUGUGUGUGUGUAAAAGUGAUUAUGGUCUUGUGUUGCUCCCACGGAAAAGCAACAGAAAUAAAUCUCGU